AUGAUUUCACAUAUUUAAAAAAGAUGACUUAAAUUUAACAUGUCUCAAACCACAGAUUGAUGAAAUUAAUAAUGUCUCUAGUUGUUAUAUCAUCAUGAGAUGGGCUCGCUUCCAACCUGUAUAUAAAUAAAACUUUCUUCUGUUUUCGGACUCCCAUUCAGACACUGUGAAGCCAAUUAUUUACAACCUCAGCAGUUCAUGGUCAGAUGUAUAUGAAAUAAAUGGCGAUGUAAGAAUCCAUGGUAUCUCGUCCACCAUUUUCAUUGCUUCAAGCCAAGAAGAGAACUCCAGUUCUUGGACUGCAAAGCCUUAUGCAAGAAAAGGGGAUUCACUGGCUAUGGAAAGGAUCAAGGAGUUAAAAAUCAAAUAUCAAGCAAUUGACACAAUCCCUCCUUGUGACCAAAAUUUCACAAUUCCGGCGAUCGUUUUCUCCACCGGAGGAUACGUCGGAAACCACUACCAUGCGUUCACCGACGUGCUCAGUAGGCUUUUCUCGACGUCUCAACGAUUCAACCAAACAGUUGUCUUUGUUAUAACGGACAAGUCUUCCGACUGGACUUCAAAGUAUAAACGUAUACUCGAUAAACUGUCCAAAUACGAUGUUUAUGACAUCGACAAGGAAAGCAAAGUGCUGUGCUUUUCAAGAGUGAUUGUAGGCCUCAAAGCCCACAAGAACGUUAUCGCUGAUCCGUGGGAUUUAGGACAUCAUUCAAUCAGGAAUUUCUCAGAGUACCUGAGAAGUGUGUAUUCAUUGGGGAGACAGUCCGUGAAUCGUUGUCGGACGUGCAAAAUUGGACGGCCUCGAAUGCUCAUCAUUUGCAGAAGAAAGUCUCGUCGUUUGUUGAACAAACACGCGAUCGCUAGCUUCGCAAGAACAUUGGGAUUUGAGGUUGUAUUGAAACAAAUGGUGUGGAAUGUGUCGUUAGUUGCACAGCUCGUGAACUCUUUCGACGUGAUGGUCGGAGUGCACGGUGCCGGUCUUACCAAUAUGGUUUUCCUUCCUGAGAAUGCAGUUGUUGUCCAAAUCGUACCACUGGGGUUGGAUUACAUUGCAAGAACUUGCUUCCAAAUGUCUGCAGAGAGCAUGAAGUUGAGGUAUUUAGACUACAAGGUAACCCUAAAUGAAAGCUCUUUGUUUGGAAACUAUUCACUUGACAAAACAGCCAAGAAAGGAUUUGAAGAAUUUCGUUCUGUGUAUCUGGAUCAUCAAGAUAUAAAUAUUGAUUUAGGUAGGUUUAAGAGAACUCUUUUGAGAGCAUUAGAGCUUGUUCCUACUUAGGGUUUGUGUUCUGCAGUUACAUGUCCAUUUGCUUGUUCAAAAUUUUGGUAUAGAAAAAUCAUAGUUUAAGUUUCUUUUCAACCCAUUUUUGGUAAGUUUUUACCUCUUAACUACUUUGAAAAUGUAAGUACAGUGAACUCAGUUUUCCAAAUUCAAAAUUCCUUAAAAAAGUUGAUCAUUCUCUAUAUUACAA
This is a messenger RNA of Sesamum indicum (sesame), 1472 nucleotides long. RefSeq names its product alpha-1,3-arabinosyltransferase XAT3. Lineage: Eukaryota; Viridiplantae; Streptophyta; Magnoliopsida; Lamiales; Pedaliaceae. The record is from RefSeq and is a predicted model, not a curated record. Gene Ontology annotation, molecular function: glycosyltransferase activity.